GCUGCGCGUGGCCUGGGGCCAAGGUCGGCCGGAGCGGAGGGUGAUGGGAACUCCCUUUAGCGGACGAGACACUUUUUAGGCGCCCGUUUUGGACCAUUUCACCAGGCACGGCCGCCAAGCCGGAGCAGAGCAGCGCGAGGAGCCGCGCGGCGGAGAGGGCGAGGAGGACUCCGCGGACCCCGAGGUCCCGUGCCGGCCGCACGAAGGACCCAGCGGCCACUCUGGACCAUCCCAGAGGCGGUCCUGGACAGAAUAUUUCUUGGUGUUGGAAGCCAUCUAUUUGAUUACCAAUGAAGUAUAUCCUGGUCACUGGUGGGGUCAUCUCCGGCAUUGGCAAGGGGAUCAUUGCCAGCAGCAUUGGGACAAUCCUCAAAUCAUGUGGACUCCGAGUGACUGCUAUCAAAAUCGACCCCUACAUUAAUAUUGACGCUGGGACUUUCUCACCUUACGAACAUGAUGCACUGGAGUUAGAGACGCCAGGCACAGCUUCCUGCUUUAACGUGGGGCCUGGGAACCCAAGCUCAGGUGAAGUUUUUGUUUUAAAUGAUGGUGGAGAAGUUGACUUAGACCUUGGAAAUUAUGAAAGAUUCUUGGAUAUUAAUCUUUACAAAGAUAACAAUAUCACCACAGGGAAGAUUUAUCAACAUGUGAUCAAUAAGGAGAGGCGAGGCGAUUACCUGGGGAGAACCGUUCAAGUUGUCCCCCACAUUACUGAUGCUAUUCAGGAGUGGGUGAUGAAUCAAGCCAAGGUGCCUGUGGACAAUAAUACGGAAGAACCCCAAAUAUGCAUUAUUGAGCUGGGAGGCACCAUUGGAGACAUCGAAGGAAUGCCAUUUGUGGAAGCAUUCAGACAAUUUCAAUUUAAGGCAAAAAGAGAGAAUUUCUAUAAUAUUCAUGUCAGCCUUGUCCCCCAGCCCAGUGCUACGGGAGAACAGAAGACCAAACCCACACAGAACAGUGUUCGGGCACUGAGGGGACUCGGCCUGUCUCCAGAUCUGAUCAUCUGCCGAAGUUCCACACCCAUUGAGAUGGCUGUGAAGGAGAAGAUUUCUAUGUUUUGUCACGUGAACCCUGAACAGGUCAUCUGUAUCCAUGAUGUUUCCUCCACCUACCGAGUACCUGUGCUUCUGGAGGAGCAAGGCAUUAUCAAGUACUUUAAAGAGAGGUUGGACUUGCCCAUUUGUGGUUAUUCAAGCUAUUUGUUUUCCAACUGGAAGUGUAUGGCUGACAGGUAUGAAAGAUUACAGAAGUCAUGCUCUAUAGCUUUGGUUGGCAAAUACACUAAACUCAGAGACUGCUAUGCCUCCGUGUUCAAGGCCCUCGAACACUCAGCCUUGGCCAUCAACCACAAACUGAAUCUGAUGUACAUAGACUCCAUUGAUUUGGAGCCAAUCACCAAAGCUGAGGACCCUGUGAAAUUUCAUGAAGCUUGGCAGAAGCUCUGCAUAGCCGAUGGUAUUAUUGUUCCUGGCGGCUUUGGAGUCAGAGGAACACUGGGGAAACUUCAGGCAAUUUCUUGGGCAAGGACCAAGAAGAUUCCGUUUCUGGGAGUCUGCCUUGGCAUGCAGCUAGCGGUGAUUGAAUUUGCGAGAAACUGUCUCGACCUAAAAGAUGCUAAUUCCACAGAAUUUGAGCCAAACACCCCAGUUCCUUUGGUGAUCGACAUGCCAGAACAUAACCCUGGCAACCUAGGAGGGACCAUGAGACUGGGACUAAGAAGAACUGUUUUCGUAACGGAAAAUUCCUUACUGAGAACACUUUAUGGUGAUGUUCCCUUUAUAGAAGAAAGACAUAGACAUCGGUUUGAGGUGAAUCCCAGCCUGGUCAGCCACUUUGACCAGAAAGAUCUAAGUUUUGUAGGUCAGGAUAUUGAUGGGAAGAGGAUGGAAAUCAUUGAACUUACAAAUCAUCCAUAUUUUGUUGGUGUACAGUUCCAUCCUGAGUUUUCUUCCAGGCCAAUGAAGCCUUCCCCUCCAUAUUUGGGACUUUUACUUGCAGCAACUGGGCACCUGGAUGCCUACCUGCAACAGAUAUGCAGAUCAUCUACCAGGGGCCCUUUGAGAAAGAAUGAUUGGAAUAGCGAUACUAGCGACGAUAGUUUUUUAGAGCCAACCAUGGCUGAUUUGGAAAUCAGCUGAAGCCAAUCCGUGACUUGGAAUGACAGAGGCUGCCUGAACAGUCUCUGAAUUAAUUAUAGUCAAGAUAAAGGAAUUAUAUGAAGAAAUCACCACACUCAUUCCCCAGACAUGGGAUGUACAAACUAUCGUUAACCUCUGUGAACUAGAACCAAAGGGAUAAUUUCCUUUUCCCUUCAGAGGCAACCUGUGUUAUUCACAAACUUAUGUAGCUGAUUAAACUUUUCCAACAGUAA
Molecule: messenger RNA, 2371 nt
Organism: Jaculus jaculus (lesser Egyptian jerboa)
Lineage: Eukaryota; Metazoa; Chordata; Mammalia; Rodentia; Dipodidae
Gene: Ctps2
Product: CTP synthase 2
Exons: 21
Coding region: 291-2138 (615 amino acids)
Biological process (GO): CTP biosynthetic process; pyrimidine nucleobase biosynthetic process
Cellular component (GO): cytoplasm; cytoophidium
Molecular function (GO): CTP synthase activity; identical protein binding
Source: RefSeq, a predicted model, not a curated record